Panonychus citri (citrus red mite) is the source of this 1362-nucleotide messenger RNA. It is a transcript of the gene Galt, whose product is annotated as galactose-1-phosphate uridylyltransferase-like. The transcript has 4 exons. The record is from RefSeq and is a predicted model, not a curated record. Gene Ontology annotation, molecular function: zinc ion binding; UDP-glucose:hexose-1-phosphate uridylyltransferase activity. Gene Ontology annotation, cellular component: cytoplasm. Bases 139 to 1194 code for a protein of 351 amino acids. Gene Ontology annotation, biological process: beta-D-galactose catabolic process via UDP-galactose, Leloir pathway. Lineage: Eukaryota; Metazoa; Arthropoda; Arachnida; Trombidiformes; Tetranychidae.
GAUCCACAGCUGAUCGAAUCAAAGAGAUUGAUUGACGAGCUCAAGUUCCAUUCAUUGUUCUCAAUUCUAUUAACAUCUUUUUCUAAUUAAUUUCUAUGAUUAAAUCGUCACAUUAUUACGAAAUAUAAGCUCAUCAUUAUGGAAGAAAAAUUCAUCGCUACAGAGCAUCAACACAUUCGUUUUAAUCCGUUAACCGAAGAGUGGAUUUUAGUAUCGCCUCAUCGAGCUAAACGACCUUGGAGUGGUCAAGUAGAGAAACACAAAGACGUGACGAUACCUGAACGCGACGAAACUAAUCCACUUUGUCCAGGUUCAGUUCGAUCGAAUGGUCAACGUAAUCCUGAUUACGAUUCCACUUUUGUCUUCGACAAUGAUUUUCCAGCUUUACUCGAAUCGGUGCCGAUUCCUGAGAAAAGUACAAGUCCUUUCUUCCAAUCAGCCGCAGCGAAUGGUAAAUGUAAAGUAAUCUGUUUCCACCCGAAGUCAAACAUAACGUUACCUUUAAUGACGAUCGAUGAGAUUAUCGCAGUUAUUAAGAUUUGGAUUAGCGAAUUGACAACUUUGGGUAAACAAUUUACUUGGGUGCAAAUAUUUGAAAACAAGGGGGAAAUGAUGGGCUGUUCGAACCCUCAUCCUCAUUGUCAAAUUUGGGCUUCGUCAUUUCUGCCCAAUGAACCAAUGAAAAAAGACAAAUCUCAGGCCACUUAUUACGCUAAAACGGGUACAAACUUACUGAUUGAUUAUCUCCUCGAAGAGUUGAAAUCAGGUGAACGAUUGGUAACUCAAAAUGACCAUUGGGCUGUUGUAGUCCCUUAUUGGGCAGUUUGGCCUUACGAGACGAUGAUUAUUCCCAAGAAACAAGUAAAACGUUUAAAUGAUUUAAAUGAAAAUCAAGUUGAACAAUUAGCUGAUAUAAUGAAAAGAUUAACCACUCGUUAUGACAAUUUAUUCAAAAUGUCUUUUCCUUAUUCAAUGGGCUGGCAUGGCGCUCCUACCGGUGAAUAUGCCGAUCGAAAUGUUGACCAUUGGACUCUUCAUGCGGUCUAUUAUCCACCUCUACUUCGUUCUGCCACAAUUAAGAAAUUCAUGGUUGGAUAUGAGAUGUUAGCACAACCCCAGAGAGACAUUACACCCGAACAGGCUGCUGCAACUUUGAGAAAUCUUCCCGAAAAACAUUACAAAUCAACCGAUUAAUGAUUAACGCAAAUUCUUCUGGUGAUUAUUUAGUAGUACAAAUUCCGUAGGAACAAAGAAUUACAAAUUUUAUGGAACUUUCGAGUAACCGAUUAGAUGAUAUGUUUGUCCAAAUAAUUAGAAGCAACAAUUAGAAUUAACAAAUAAAAGUAACAAUUUGAACUCUAA